UCACUUUUUUCACACAAAAUACACGCACAAAACAAAACACACACUCAUCCAUCGACGUUAUUUUCUUCCUUUUCACCUUUGAUCCAUUCUCAUGGUGUCACCCCCUAUCCCCUAAGCAUUUCCAACCCUUCCACAGUCUUCAAUUGCAUCUAGUUUCUCCAAAUCCCAAUCCCUCUCGCUUAGAUCUCAAUUGGGUUAUGGAAAUGGCUUCCAGUCCCCGCACCGUCGAAGAGAUCUUCAAGGAUUUCAGUGCUAGAAAAACCGCUAUUGUUCGCGCUCUCACUCAAGAUGUUGAUGAUUUUUACGGGCUCUGUGAUCCAGAAAAGGAUAACUUGUGUCUUUAUGGACAUCCAAAUGAAAGCUGGGAAGUAACGCUGCCAGCGGAGGAAGUUCCGCCAGAGCUCCCUGAGCCAGCUCUUGGAAUCAAUUUUGCUAGAGAUGGCAUGAAUCGCAGGGAUUGGCUUUCUCUGGUUGCUGUGCACAGUGAUUCGUGGUUGCUUUCUGUGGCCUUUUAUCUUGGAGCUCGUCUUAACCGCAAUGAAAGGAAACGUUUGUUCAGUCUGAUCAAUGACUUUCCCACCGUGUUUGAAGUUGUGACUGACAGGAAACCAGCUAAAGACAAGCCAGCCACGGAUAGUGGAAGCAAAUCCAGAGGAAGCACCAAGAGAUCUAGUGAUGGGCAAGUUAAGAGCAACCCUAAGUUUGCAGAGGAGGGUUAUGAGGAGGAGGAUGAUGAGCACAGUGAAACCCUUUGCGGGAGCUGCGGUGGAAACUACAAUGCCGACGAGUUUUGGAUUGGGUGCGACAUAUGCGAGAGGUGGUACCAUGGGAAGUGUGUGAAGAUUACACCUGCAAAGGCUGAGAGCAUAAAGCAAUAUAAGUGCCCAUCAUGCAGCAUGAGGAGGGGCAGGCCCUAGGGCUGAAAGGUAUAUGGCUGACAACAAGAUACUUUGAUAUUGUUACAUCACUCAGAGAAGUUCAUGUUAAUGGGUAUAACGGUGUAUCCAAUGCGCAUCUCUAGUGGCGUAUUUCGCUGGGAUUAAGUUUAUUUUACCAUGAUAAAUUCUUAGUGUGUGAUAUUUACUUACAGAAUAGAACAUGACAUUUUCAUUUGUCAACUAGUUGAUAUUUGCUUGAAUGUACACAUUGUUCUCUUGUUCACUUAACCUUGUUUCAAAAAAUAAAGGGUAUUGCUCCUUUUCCCUCCA
This is a messenger RNA of Lotus japonicus, 1208 nucleotides long. RefSeq names its product PHD finger protein ALFIN-LIKE 2-like. Gene Ontology annotation, cellular component: nucleus. The record is from RefSeq and is a predicted model, not a curated record. Lineage: Eukaryota; Viridiplantae; Streptophyta; Magnoliopsida; Fabales; Fabaceae. Gene Ontology annotation, molecular function: transcription cis-regulatory region binding; histone binding; transcription coregulator activity. The coding region runs from base 198 to 917 and encodes 239 amino acids. The transcript is spliced from 5 exons. Gene Ontology annotation, biological process: regulation of DNA-templated transcription.